CGCGCCGCUCCGCGCCCACCGCGCUGGGGCCGCCGCGCUCUCCGGCUCCGCUGCGGGCCGGGGGGCACCACGGCCCGGCCCGGCACGGCACAGCGCGGCUCGGCGCGGCCGGGCUCGGCGCGGCCCGGCGGGAGGGCGGCUGCGGUCCGCCGCGGCCGGCGAUGGGAGAUGGAGGGAGCCGGCGGUGCGGCAGAAUCACUUCUGCGGGAUAAUGACAUAUCGGUUCAUGCCCAGAAUGUUGCCAAGGCCAAAUAUGAAUUUUUAUUUGGCUUGGAAGAAGAGAAGCCUUCAGGAAUGGGUAGUGGCCGUGGAAGCAGCAGUUUGCCUCCUCAUACCAUCAUCAAUGAAUUUCCAGAGUACGGCACUGUAGAGUCCAGCAGACAAGUGCCAACGCCACCAUCGACGUUCCAGGCCGGGCCUGUAACACGCAGUCCAGAGAGACGGGGCAGCCACCACCACGUCAGGCCUCUUCCUCAGUGCGCGGCUCCUGCAGAUAAUUUGGGGCCUGAUGCAGGGGCAGUGCAGCCUCACACCUCAGAAGGAGGUUUGCAGCCUGCAGGUAAUCUGCCAGAGAUUAUGAAAAUCUCUCGACGGCUGGAAGCAACAAAGGUGCAAGAAAGCGCAAAUACUUCUCUCGAUUCAGAGACGCAAAUGGAAAAAAAGGGUGUUACUGGCAGCCAAAAUGUGCAGGCAGCCAGAGAACCAGUUCCAGCAGGCCAAGAAAAACUCUCAGACAUGCUUCUUCCAUCUGAACGAACUGCUGAGGAAAAAAAGCAUUUGAUCGUAGAGAAAGAUCUGGCUUCAAUAUGGGCUGGAGAAAAGCAGUCUGAAUCCUCACAGGCCAUAAGUAAUAAAGCAGAGGAGGUCCACGCAGCUCAGGAACCAAGCUGUCACAAACCAUCUGUGACAAACCUGGAAGCAGUCAGCAGUGUGGAGAGGGGCACACGUUUUGAGGAGUUUUCAGAGUACAGUCAAGGCAAAAUGCAAACAGGUCCCGAGAGAAGGCUUGCUAAAGAGACAGCUGUGAGUAAACAUGUAGAAUUUCAAGGUGUGGAGAUCUUAUGGCUGCAAAAAGCUGAGGAGCAGAGAAGAAAGAAGCACUCACUGCUGGACUCUGUGUCUGUGGAAAGGAAGGCAUUCCCCAAAACAUCCAGCCACCCUGUGUCACCAAUGGUCUCCCCAGGCUUGCUUUCCUUGCCAGACAGUGCGUGGAGUGAGGUCUGUGAAGACCCAAGGCUGGGACCCGCUGCCUCUGGAGCCACUCCUCUAGCACUGCCCGAUGAAAGUGGGAAGGAUGAAGUUUCUGUGAAGGACAGGAAGAACUGUGGUGAGGAGGAAAUGGCUGUGCUUGCAAAAGGGCAGGGCAGGAUGGAGGAGGAGGUGGAAGCAGCCACAGGAGGAUACGAAGAUUUCCUUGGGCAGAGGCACUCCGACGUCUCCACCGAUCUGUACAGCUCACAGUUUGAAAACAUCCUAGACAAUGCAUCUUUGUACUACAGCGCGGAAUCGCUGGAGACAUUGUACUCGGAGCCUGAUAGCUACUUCAGCUUUGAGAUGCCACUCACUCCGAUGAUCCAGCAGCGCAUGAAGGAGGGUGGACAGUUUUUAGAGAGGACAUCAGCCUUGGGGCAGACAGAUACCCCUGACAGGGAGGUGAAGGGAUGUGGUGAAGGCAUCACCAGUGGCUUAAGGGAUGCAAACGAAACACUCUUCAAAGGAGAUGUCACAGAAGUCCCUCGUCUGGAAAGCAGUGUUGAACUACAAAAUGCGGUGUUAGACUCCAGCGCAGCCAUGGGGAGCAAUGAACUUCAGGAGAAAGAUGCCACUGGAGCCCCUGGCCAUGAUCUCAGCAAUGGCAGCAGCAGCAAUUUGGAAGCAGCCAGGCGCCUGGCUAAGCGCCUCUACCAUCUGGACAGAUUCAAACGCUCUGAUGUGGCAAAACAUUUGGGUAAAAACAAUGAAUUCAGCAAGCUUGUGGCCGAAGAAUAUCUUAAAUUUUUUGACUUCACAGGCAUGACGCUGGACUGUUCGCUCAGGAGUUUCUUUAAAGCCUUUUCACUUAUUGGAGAAACUCAGGAACGAGAGAGAGUUUUAAUCCACUUCUCCAGCAGAUACUACCAGUGCAACCCAAAUGCCAUUUCUUCUCAAGAUGGAGUGCACUGUCUCACGUGUGCCAUGAUGCUGCUGAACACAGACCUGCAUGGCCACAACAUUGGGAAAAAGAUGACCUGCCAAGAGUUCGUUGCUAACCUCCAGGGGAUGAACGAUGGCAAAGACUUCCCGAGAGGGCUCUUGAAGGCCCUCUACAAUUCAAUCAAGAAUGAGAAGUUGGAGUGGGCAGUGGAUGAAGAAGAGAGAAAAAAAUCUCACUCAGAUGGUACAGAUGAAAAGGAUAAUGGAAACCAGACAAAGGCUGUCAGUCGAAUUGGCAAUUCAAAUAACCCAUUUCUGGACAUCCCACAUGAUCCCAAUGCUGCUGUGUAUAAAACUGGAUUUCUGGCUCGGAAAAUCCAUGCGGAUAUGGAUGGAAAGAAAACUCCCCGGGGAAAACGAGGCUGGAAAACCUUUUAUGCUGUGCUGAAGGGAACAGUCCUGUACUUGCAGAAGGAUGAAUAUAAGCCAGAAAAGUCUUUGUCAGAGGAAGACCUGAAGAAUGCGGUCAGUGUGCACCAUGCACUGGCAUCCAAGGCAACAGACUAUGAGAAGAAACCCAAUGUCCUCAAGCUUAAAACAGCAGAUUGGAGAGUCCUGCUUUUCCAAGCCCAGAGCCAAGAAGAAAUGCAGACCUGGAUCAACAAGAUUAACUGUGUAGCUGCUGUCUUCUCUGCACCACCAUUUCCAGCAGCCAUUGGCUCUCAGAAGAAGUUCAGUCGCCCACUCCUGCCAGCCACCACAACAAAGCUAUCUCAGGAUGAACAGCUGAAGUCCCAUGAAGCUAAGCUGAAGCAGAUCUCCACUGAGCUUGCUGAACAUCGCUCCUAUCCUCCUGACAAGAAGCUCAAAGGCAAGGAAGUAGAUGACUACAAACUGAAGGACCACUAUCUGGAGUUCGAGAAAAAUCGCUAUGAGAUUUAUGUUGGCCUGCUGAAAGAAGGGGUGAAGGAGCUGCUGAGCGGAGGAGAAAAUGAUGCGCCAGGACUGAAGAAAUCCCACUCAAGUCCUUCUUUGAAUCAGGAGUCUCCAGUUAGUGCCAAGGUGAAACGCAAUGUCUCGGAGAGGAAGGACUACAGGCCAGAAACACCCAGCAUUAAGCAGAAGGUCACUUAGGGUGGAAAUGACAACUAGGGGAACAGCCAUGCAGCAAAGUAUUGGUGGUCAAAAUGUUUUCAUUUAAUAACUUGUCAUUCACAAAAAAUAAGUGCAUCUGCCUGAAUGGGGUGUUAGUGACAUUUUCUAUUGUAUAUUUUGCUGUUUCUGUGCAGAUUGUGGGAGAUGUCUUUGCUCCUGCUUUGCUUUGUUAAUUUAUCAUUUAGCAAUUGAAGCAUCGGGACUUUUUUGUGUUGUUCUGUUUUUAAAGGAGCUGGGGAAGGCGUAGAGGGCUGUGACGUUUACUCUGUCUCCUCCCCAUUUAUCUCCUCCCAUCGGCAUGUGGCUUUCAUCUCUCAAGUCACUUGUCACUUUAUUUACGUGGUGGGUGGGAAAAAUAACUGGACAAGUGCUGCAGUGCUGUGAAUGUGAGCUGCAGCUGUGAGAAAAGCUGUGCAAACAUGCGGCUGCAGAAGGCUGACUAGAGGCUAGGGUGCUGGGAACACAAGUUUCCUGACAAUAUGGAGCAUGUUGGUACUGGUACUUAGCAGCAGGUGGUACAGUAAACAGUCACUGUUGCUUAUUGUUACUGCAUUGACCCUGGACACACAAGUGCGAAGGAAUGGAACGUGGAAUCCUCUGGCAAUGCUGGAAUGACGGCAUUGGAAUAAUUUGUUUGCUUCCUUCCAAGCAGAGAUCCUUCUCCUGAGUUUGCAGGCUGGAAGGCAUCCAAACCCAUGCUGUCUCUGCAGUCAGGAAGAUUAGGGAUUACCCAGUUGGAAUGACUAUCCUGGGCUUCACAUUAAUUUGCAGAGAAGGCUGCUGUAGAUGUCAGCCAUUAGCAUUAUAUAUUAAUUAUAUAUUAAAGACAAAGGGCCUCUGUGUAGUUUUUAACUAUACGCUCUCAUUUAGCUGCUAUAUAGAGCCUUAUGAUAUGUUGUGUCCUGUUGCUUCCCCUUCCAGGGGUUUCCUUGUUGGUGUGCACAGAGAGCUGCUUUCAAUUACUCUCAUAGUGAUAAAGCACUUUGCCUUUUUUCUUCAGAAAGGGAUUCUCCUCGGUUCUCUAUUUUCGUUCUUCAGCUCACAAAUAGGUGGAAGAGGCUGGUGCCUCCUCACAGUUCUGCAUACCCUGUGCCAGGCUUUCCAAGGGGAGCACUGGGCCAGGAGAGACCACCAUGGGUAGAUCUUUCCAUACCUUAAAGGCCCCUGUUUGUUCCAUAGACCCUUGGGGUGGCCAGUGGUUUUCAGGCACAGAGAGCAGAAAGAUGACAUAGAAAUAAUAUUCCUGCUUCCCAGCCCCUCUUGUCUGGACAGUGUCAUGGCUCUGCAGAGAAUGCUGGCUCUCCUGUUGCCUGGGUUUUAAUCUCAGUUUUUAUACUGGCCCACAGGGUGAUCUUGGACAGGUCUCUCCCUCUCAGGUCUCUUUUGUGUCGCCCUUUCCCUGCAUGAAGUGGUACAACCAAACUGGCCGUUCCCACAGAGCGCCUUGGGAGAUAAAGUUGAGGGCCAGUUGAAAAUUGCUCCUUGCUGUUCAUUCUGUUGUGCCUGGCACAGGACUGCCUUCUUGAUGAGUACAAUUAAUAAUGCAUAUAGGAACGUCAAGAUCAGUGCAAGGACUGUUUAGAAAUUCACUGGUGUUUUCAGCCCAAGUAGGCAAAGAGCCACACAUUAAAAAAAUUGCUACCUGAGUUGAUGUGUAUUCUGUCAGGCUUCCCAAGGGUCCAAGUCAAUUCAUCUACUGAGUCAAUUCAUCUAGUUUACUGAGCUGCCAGUCCAUUGGGCAGAACUGGAGGUGAUCAGAGGGAAAAGGCCCUUAACAGGCACUGCAUGAGUUGCCUCCCCUACCGAGUACCACCCUGCAACAGCUUUCCUGGUGUUGGCUGUAACAAUGAUGUUGCACUCUCAGAUGUGAGGUUUUGGAGGAAAUUGAUCUUUGCAGCUGCAGCCUGGCAGCAAAAUCAGGUGAGACUGUUCACACGAGUGAUGUUGGGAUGCGCAUCCAUCUGGCAUCUGCCACUGAGAGUGGCUGCUCUGUGCUAAAAGUCAGGAGGUUGGCUCCUAACCUUGGCAACGUUGCUAAAAGCUGCAGAGUCCUGAGUAGGAAUUGGCAGUGCUUCAGCUUUAGAAGUUGUGCAUUCUACUAAGGUGGAGUUAACAUUUAGUUCUCUUCUUGAGGAAGGGAGAUGUCGUCUGCUACUGGAGCAAAAAUGGUGUGGUGCAGCUUAAUUAAGUAGGGAGACUCAAUGUAGAGAGAUGCAUGGUAGUGCUCAUUGGGCGGGUUUGGAGUAAUUAAGAAUGGUAUAUCAACAGCUCAUGGAGGAGUAACAAAGGUAGAUCCCUGCAGCUGUUUGUCAUGCUUUGGAGGUUGAAAACGAACCAGCAGAACAGAAGAAAUUCAAGGGAUUGAAUUGAGGGAUGUUGAGUGCACAUUUGGGAAGAAAACUUGAUCUCUCUGUUAUAAUCUAGGAGUGGUGUUCCCCAGUUUAGUGUUCCCACUGAGUCUCCAAACUACAUGGUCCUUGCUUGCUUCCUUCUUCCCCUCCCCAUCCUUGCAGAGGGAAGGGCUGGAGAGGAGAAUUGAAGGCAUAAAAAGCAAAGAUCGCAGAUCGAGAUAACAACAAUUUACUGGAAACAGCAAUGAGAUAAGAAAAUGAACAAUAAACAACAACAGUAUUAAUAACAGAAUGUUCAAGAAUGCUCACCACACAGACCCAACAAUACUCAACCACUUACUUUCCAAUACCUCUACCCAGAAGGGACAUCUUCCCCUGUUGCUGGAAAAUUACAUGAGAUGGUAUAGAAUAACCUUCAAGUCCAGGCCAUGCCCUUGCCUGGCUGCUGCAAAAAUUAAUCCUGUCUUAGCCAGAACCAGUACAUUAUUUUAUAUGACAGUAGGGUACAUGCAGCAGAAACAAAACCCAAAAAAGGUGCGGGUCUAUAAAUGGCCCUGCUUGGCUGGCAGGGUUGGGUUGACUAGGUGAUGUUUUUGAAGGCAGACUAGAACAUGCUUGGCAAACCUCUUGUGUUUAUGGAGCGCACUGCUUCAUAAGGCAAAGAGGUGACAUUCAACUUUCUUCUUCCCUGGCUUUUAAUGUAUUUUGGUUGCUGAAAAUUCCAGUUAAAUUGCUGAGCUCAAAAAGAAAUUACUCCUGUUUAAUGCAUUUUCUAGCUUUGACACAGAAACUGGGUAAUUCCUCUUCAAAGUCAUUGCAGAAAAGAUGAUUUGAAGCAAUAGGAAAAAUCAAAAAGUGAGCUGCAAAAAAGAUGUAUUUUUUCAUUAUUUAUUAUCUAUUGCCAUGUAUACUUGUAAAUGGAUUAGGGUAUUUUUUUAGGUGUCAUCUGGGCAUAUCAAAUGCAGUUUUUCACUGCAUUUUUUAGUCAUUAAACAUUUGUUGAGCUUAGAGCAGUCUUGCUGAGACUGCUGAGGCAUGCAGAUUAGUUUACCCAGAAUUUAUAGUUUCUGCGCCAGUUUUAAUUAAUGCCAUUUUCUUCUGUUGCUUUACAAUUUAUAAGCAUCCCAGGCACCUGUGUAGAAAUGCAUGCUUUGGAGACCAAGAAUAGAAUGUGAUCCCACUGUGAAAGUCUUAAGAUUCCUGUCCUCCCUUGGGAAUAGGUUCAUCUACCAAUCAGUAAUGUAAUUUGUUUUUUUCCCCUCCUGAUAUACAGGAUGGGGCCAGUUCUCAGGCGGUCUGAGUGGUGCAUCUCCUUCAGUAGCACCAUUGAGAGUCUGACCAGGUAGCUUUGCAUGGUACCCUGCACGCUGCCUCCCUUUGCUGAAAUGUUUGCCUUCAGGGGAGAUCAGUGCUAGACUGCAAUGAUUCAAGAGUUCUGGUUGCAGUAUGUAAGGAUAUUCUGCUGGUUUCUAUCCCUCCUCUGGGACUUGAGCUGCAAAUCACUGGAGCAGCCUGCAGUUUUCUGGGUGUGCUCAGUGCAAGCAGGAGUUGCUGGCUGGCCGCCCUGAGCAUGUGUGCAUGCGGGAGAGCCUUUGCAUUGGUGAUGCAGGGAGGUGUCAUUCUUCCUUGUCACCCUCCCUGCUCCACUGUGCUGUCAUUGCUCAGGCAAAGCCGCUGCCUGUGUGUAGAGAGUGGGGAUGCAGGCUGGGGCCAACACCUCCCUACUUCCCCUCUCUUAAGGUGCAGACAGCGGUUCUGGAGGGGCCCACCCUGCUCUGAAGUGUUGCUGGCUUACGCAUCCUCCAGGGGCUGAACCAUCUGCUAUCCCCAGCUAAGGAAGGAGAGACAGGAAAGGGCCCCAUUAGUUUGCACCCGACAGCAGAGAGCUGAUGGAGAGAGGGAAGAUUGCCUUCCCCUCUCCCCACUCAGCAACCAAAGUCGGUGAGAUACUCUCGUGAAGCUGAAACCACACUCUCCUCUAUGAAUCAGCAGGAUGCAGGGUACUGGUUGAGGUGGCUUUUGUUCAUCAGUGGCUGUGAAAAGAGACUCCCUGGACUGGCUGUGUGUUUGUCUGCAUCUUGCAGAUAAAUUACGCAUGAACCAGUGAACAUGACUACAGCUUCUAAAUCCAGUAUUUAUGUUGUGUCUUUAGUUGAUGAAGAGAGAUAAGUCAGCCAGCAGAGUGAUUAAUGCAGCAGAGUUGUGCGGGAAUGCCGUUCAGCUGUGUUGCCGACUCAGAGCUUUUCGUCUGUAGCCAGUCACUUGUAAAUUACCAGAAACUUGCUAAUGAUUAGUAACAGCUCAUCGCUAAAAUACAGUCCCUCUGAUCUUGCCUGCUCCCAGGUUGCAAUCUGUCCCUAUUAAGGAGCUCUCCUGGGGAGCAGUGCUCUGCACAGCCCUGCUUUUGAGGAGGAGUUAGGCCUAGCAGACCUCCAGGGACUGGAAUUGUUCACUGACUUUUCACAGCUGCAAUGCUUUUGGAUAACAAGGCUGGUUGCUCUUCUGGCUUGAAAAAGCCAAGACUUUUGCCUUUCUCCAUUGGGGAAAUGAAUGUCUUGCUUGACAGGAGCAGGCCAUUCAGUGAAGAUGUGAUUAUGGCAGUGGUGGAAGGCAGAGAUGACAUCAGGCUUCUUGGAGGCAUUGCAUGGCAAUGUUCUUCUUGAAAGUGGGAAAGGCUUUUCUCUGCAGAUGGCUUACUGUGUCUGCAUUCUCCAUUUUUAAAUAAAUUUUAGUCUUAUUGCAGUUAGUCUGACAGCUCCUCCUCCUUUUCUGACAAGCUGCUCUUGUCUGUCAUCUUAGCACCUCAGCUGCUUCUGUAUAACAGGUCUGUUCCCUUCCAUGCUUGCAGAAAUCCAGAAAAUUUGACUCUUCCAUCUUGCAUUGAGAAAACCUGCUCUGAAGCAGUGCUGUGUUGAAUGGAUAACCCUGUGAACAGCUUUGUCACUGUGCUUGUCAGUAGCCUGUGUUUCCAGCCACAGUUAUAGCUGGGAGGUGCGAGACCAGGUUUUAGACUGCUGUGAUCCUCUAGUUGUAUGGCAGGAAUGCAAAGUCCCCCCUCCUGCACUUAGGCCAGACACUUGCAACAUUCCUACUCUUCUAGUAUCCAAGUUGUUGGAAAUACUGCCUGCUUUUUCGGGGUCAAAGGCAGGAUACACAUCUUAUUGCAAGUAAUCCUACAACUUGCUGCUUCUUUAAAUUUUCUCCAGUAUUGAUCUCCCCAGGCUCUGGGAUUUCACAUCUGCUCUGAGGGGGCAGUUAGGAAGUCCACAUUUCUUGUCAGAGCACAAUCAUUGCUCUCCAGCAUGUGUUCUCAGCAUCUGGUAUCUAGGCUGCCUAGAGGAAUGAACCAUAGAAGCUGUCUCAGAAGAAGCUAGUCUGCAGCUUGUGCUUUUUAAAGGAUAUUUUUAGUGCAUAUAGAAGCAGUACAUCUGGCCUCUCCUCUCCCCCAGAGCUCUCCCAGCAGCAUAGGUGCAGCAUAGUGAGCUGCUUCACCUGGAGCUUCACUGUGGGGACGUGAGCUCCAGGAAGAAGAGGCUUUGUCAGCAUUCAGAGAAAUGAUCCCACCUCAGCUGAGCACCAGUACACAGGACAAUGAAGGUGUAGGAAGAAGCCACCCUCCAUGGCUGGUCACCUGCUGGAGACUGAGCUCUAGCAUUGCCCUCAGUGCUGGAGGUAAUGAGAAAUGCUGUCUUCCUUUUCUCUCUAGUCUGUGCUGCUUGAGGAGCUGUCCUUACCACCUGUUGCUUUUCUUCACUGAGGCAGCAGCACCCUUAUCCAGAGGUACCACAGUCCCUUUGUGAGGAGACUGGUUUACAUGAGAGCAAGGAGGUCCUUGGAAAAAGUCUGAAUGCCAUCUGGGAGUAUCUGUUUUGCUGAUGGCAACAUACAGAUGAACACUGAAAGGAAGCAGGCCCAGCCUUGCCUGAGAGGAUGUCCCUUUCUUAUAUAUUUUUCUAGCUGUAUUAGGGUUGUGUUUUAGUUAUUUAUUAGAGCAUCCCUUACCAAAUGCAAGCAAGAACUUUCCCAAACGUUGGACCAUUGACAUGACUUUGCCCUUGUGGUCAGAAAGAGCAAAUUUAAACUAGUUCAAAAUGUUCUCUCUUCCUCACCUUUGAACGCUUAAUUAUUUCAUAAAAAUUACAGCUGUUUAAUUAGUGAGGGACUUCCCAUGGCAUCUGCUUUUAAAUCUGGUCUAGGAACCAGCUGGGGUGCAGGCUAAAGGUUCAUUUGGACCAGUAAAGGUACAUCACUUAGCAGUGCAAGAAUUUAAAGUGCAACAAGUCACAAGGAUUUUUCUCUAAAAUAAAACACUGCAAUUAGUAGCCAUUCUAGCAGUGGUCCUGUCUGUAGCUCACCCAAAUGAGAGGAGCACAAAAAGAUACAUUUUGCCUAAAGAGGUUUGGUUUCAGCUUGAGCUAAUUGAGUGCCAUGGUGUACUGACAGAGCAGCUAGCUAGGCUGCCAUGGAGACUUGUUUGAAACAAAAUCCUCCAACUCCCCUUAGCCUCUUGCUGGGAGGAGGGAGAGAAAUGCUAUCCAGCCUGUGUCACCACACAGGGCAAACUCUACUGGUAAUAUAAGUCUUAACUCAUACACUUAUGAAAAUCUCAUGCUCAGAGCUGUCAGAUUCUGAAAGACUGUAGGAUGAGAACAGGGGUGGGUUGUGGUUGGGUUUUUUUUAAAUUUGUACAUAUUCAUGACAACUGUGUCCUCUUACUUGAGUCUAGAAUUAUAAUUUGGCUAAAAGGACAGAGUUUUUUGGCUUUUUAAAAACUUUAAAAUUCCUCUGUCUGAGGUACACUCUGAGGCUUACAUUAUUUGGUGAACAUGUUUAAGUGAUGCCUAUAGGUAUGUGUAUUUCAUUAGUAUGGCUUCUAUGGCUCAGCACUGCAAAGCUGCUGUUCUUUUCUGAGGCUUAUUUGGUCAAAGCGCUUCAGCAACUGCAAACGUUAGGAUGUUUCUUGUUCGAAUUGUUCUUAAAUGAGGUUAAGCAGCUAUCAGAGCUUCUGCAGAUUUAUGGUAUACUUUGAUCUGCCUUGAUCUUCAUGUGUUGUCCACCAGGGGCUGCCUGUUCUGCAUGUUGAAAGCAAGGCAUAUAUUUGAGAGUCUAAGCAAGAGUUGGUGGGUGGAAUUUUCUGCUAGCUUAACACUGGGCUGACAGUCUCCCUGUUCUUAUCAGCCAAUGCCUGUACAAGGAGCAUCCAUGCUGACUUCUUCUGAAAAUCAUGCUCUGGGGAUCUAAUACACAGCUUUACUUCUGAAAACGUUGACCUUGCUCUGUGAAAAUUCAGCAAAGGGACAUCAUGUCCAAAGUGUCCAAGAAGGACAGGUGCCUGUGAUAUCUCCUGCAGAUACAGCCGUACAGCAGUAGUGAGGGGGUUUAUUUUCUGCAACUGUACAAAUUUCCAGAAGAGUGGCUCAUCAGCAGGUAAAAGAAGAGGAGCAGGGCUAAAAUACCUCCUGAGCAUCCCAUAUGCAUCCCAGAGGUUUCCCUUGGGAGCAUUAAACAACGUUUUAACAAGUUGCUGGUCUGAGGAAAAAGAUAUAGGGAAACCCAGUGGGUUUCUAGUAAGGGCAGCAGUAGCAUGAUCUGCAUUAUACUUAGAAAGAGAGAACAAAAUCUGAGGGUGUGGUUCUUACCUGGAGUCAUAAAACUCUGUCAUGCGGUUAGGUUGAAGCACUUGAGCAACUUCAGUGAAACUCUAUGCCUUUGCACUUCACUGGACCACAGCCAGGGUGAUUAUGUUGUGCAGAACUGAGACAUGAGUGAGCUGCAGCUCAGAAUGAAAUGAAGGGGACCACCUUGUCAUCCUGCUUUAGGCAAGCUGUAGUCCUGCAGUCUUUUUUCAGAUAUUGGGGCUUCUCCCUGGGGUUUCCUGCCCUUCAGGGUGAUGGGAAGAUGUGGGUACGUACUGAGUCUGGGUUUCAGGUAAGAAAUGUCAUUUACCCUCCACCUGAGCUGUUGCUAUGUUGUUUUCUCUUAGGCUGAGAAAGAGGGCUGAAUUUUCAGUCAAUGUUGCUUGGUAGCCGUAUGGGAAGCAUAACUCUCAGAAGUGGUAGUGCAGAAAAAUAUUUUGCACAUGUACAUACACCUUAUACAUCUCUUGUGUGCAGAACUAACCUUCCAGGGCUUGACAGAAGUCCUUGCAAGACCUUUCCUCUGGGUGGUCUCCUAUCCCUUUUGUGAUUUGUAGGAACCUUCUUUCUGGUAAGCUUGAAUUCAGUUUACUCUCAUCACUGAAUUGCUGGAGUGUUGUUCAUGUAAUACACUAGAGACACAGUCCCAGUCUCACUGCUUUGUGGUAGCUUCUUGGUCUGCUGUGAAGCAACAACAUUGAGGUAGCCAUUAAAUCUUUUCCAGCAGCAUGGAAUUUACUGUUCUGACUCUUAGGGAGGUCAUCAUCUCAGGUUUGAUGCUAUCCUACCACCAGGACACCCUGUUUUGUCCCUGGGAAUAGGCAUGGCCAGUAAAACAGACUGGAUGGUUGGAGUCAGAGCUGUGCAGACUUAGGUCAAGCCCUGGUUCAGGGGAAAUUUUUCCAUGUGCUGCUGAUGUCCAUAAGGACUCAAACAUAUACUUGCUUACACAGAGAUGCUUUCCUGAAGCAGAGUUGUCACUCUUUUCUACAGGUAUCACAGGAUGCCCUCCCUUAUUCUGCUUCAUGUAUCUGGUACUAGAAUGAUCAUUUCCUGAUAAAUGAAGGCACUUAAUCAGUCCUCUUCCCCUUGGAAGAAGGACUUUUGGGGAUAUUGUUAUAUCAUUUAAAAUAAUAUUUUGGAAUUUAAGUUUACAUUGCUUUAUUUUUCACUUGAGGUGACUGUAUAUAAAUAUUUUCCUCUAUUUUAUCAUUGCUGAUAAAGUAAGCCUACAGUAUACAGACAAAUAAUUUGCCUUUGAUGUAUUGAAACUGUGAGAUAUAAAGUAGACUUCUCUCUUGUGUCCAUGUUCCUGACUAUAACUCUGUUCCUCUGUGUUUUUAUAAGUUGGAAUAAACGUUGCUUACGGGCAACAAAAAGCC
This is a messenger RNA of Prinia subflava (tawny-flanked prinia), 12657 nucleotides long. RefSeq names its product PH and SEC7 domain-containing protein 3-like. Bases 169 to 3267 code for a protein of 1032 amino acids. Lineage: Eukaryota; Metazoa; Chordata; Aves; Passeriformes; Cisticolidae. Gene Ontology annotation, biological process: regulation of ARF protein signal transduction. Gene Ontology annotation, molecular function: guanyl-nucleotide exchange factor activity; protein binding; phospholipid binding. The record is from RefSeq and is a predicted model, not a curated record. Gene Ontology annotation, cellular component: ruffle membrane. The transcript has 16 exons.